Molecule: messenger RNA, 1479 nt
Organism: Yarrowia lipolytica CLIB122
Lineage: Eukaryota; Fungi; Ascomycota; Dipodascomycetes; Dipodascales
Biological process (GO): carbohydrate catabolic process; budding cell bud growth; fungal-type cell wall biogenesis
Molecular function (GO): mannan endo-1,6-alpha-mannosidase activity
Source: RefSeq, a predicted model, not a curated record
AUGUUUUCUUCACUCCUUUCGCUAGUUUCACUCAUUACACUGGUCUUGGCCCUGGACCUGGACCCCAACUCGUCGCAGUCUGUCAACAGCGACUCCAAGCUCAUCGCCAAGGGUCUUCUCGACUACUACGCUGGCUCCCAUUAUGGAGGCACCAUUGGCAUGUUUGUCCAGCCGUACUACUGGUGGCACGCUGGAGCUGCCUGGAACACCCUGGUGGAGUACUGGGCCAUCACUGGUGACGACACCUACCUUGACACCACUCGACAGGCUCUCAUUUCUCAGCGAGGCGAAAAGUACGAUCUUAUGGUCGCAAACUUCUCUACUUCCGAAGGUAACGACGACCAGGGAGUCUGGGCACUCACCAUGAUGGCUGCAGCCGAACGGGGAUUCCCCGAGGCCAAUGACGGACACACUUGGCUUGACGUGGCCAAGAACGCCUUUGCUACAAUGGUUGGCCGAUGGGACCUGCACUGUGGCGGUGGUGUCCGAUGGCAGAUUUUCUCUUCCAAUAACGGUUACGACUACAAGAACUCUGUCUCCAACGGUGCAGUCUUCUCUCUCGCUGCUCGUCUCUACUACAACACCGGAGAGAAGGUCUACCUGGAGUGGGCCGAGACUGCCUGGGAGUGGCUGUGGAACUCUGGACUCAUUGAGCAUGACACCUACCGAGUCAACGAUGGCCUUGAUGUUGACGACUGUUCUAAGAUCACCCAUUUCCUGUGGAGUUACAACGCCGGUAUGCUCCAAUCUGGUACUGCCUAUCUUUUUGCUGCUACUGGCGACAACGACUGGGACACUCGAGCUCGAAACUUCUGGAGCUCGGGAAAGAAUGUCUUCUUCGAUAACAAGAUCAUGCUUGAAAUUGCCUGCCAGCAGGACUCCAUCACUUGCAACAACGAUCAGCGAACCUUCAAGGGUAUCUAUGCCAAUCUUCUGGGUCUGACUGCCGAAGUCCACCCUGGUCUUGCCGAUGAAAUCAUUGACUAUCUCACCACCUCUGCCAAGGCUGCUGCCAACACCUGUUCUGGAGGUAGCGACGGCCAUACCUGUUCUCUCGACUGGGUCUCCCAGAAGUACGAUGGCAACUGGAUUGGUCUUGGAGAGCAGAUUUCCGCUCUGUCUGUGAUUCUCAACUCCCAGGCUCUCAAGGUCCAUGCUGCUCCUCGAGCCAAGCAGAACCAGAACAGCGUUCCUUCCGACCAGGCUGAUCUGGCACCUGCCCAGUCGCUCUUCUCCUCUGCGGCUCCCAGCAGUUCUGCGGCCCCCAGUAGCUCUGCUGCCCCCUCCUCCUCUUCGGCACAAGACACCCGAGUUUCAUCCGCUGUCAUUGUGUCUAGUUCUGCAAAGCCAACCACCCUAUCUACCCAGGUGGCUGUUCCUGCCCCUACCGAGCCCGCCCAGUAUACUGGUGAUGGAAGCGAUGUCGCCGCUGGUCUAGGUCUGCUGGCCUUACUUGGACUUGGCGUCAUUUUGAUGUGA